CGGUUUAAACACAAAUUCGAGUAAUAAUGUGAAGUGAAAGUGCUCCAUACUUUAAAGAAAUUUAAUACCAUCUUCAAAUUUAAUAUUUUUUUUGGAAUAUCGGUCAAAUUAGAGCAUGGCAAGUACUACAGUAUUAGAUCUGGUGUCUGGGCUCAAAUCUCGCUAUGCAGAGACGAGGCAUAAGGCUAUACGCGAGCUCCUACAUUUCGCCAAAACAGACCUACGGGAGAUGUCCCCGGAGGUGCAGGCUCAGAUCUUGGACGAAUUCAGUCAACAGAUACAUGCUCUCACAUCCAGCUACGAUAAUAUCGAGAAAAAAGCGGGCAUACUUAUUAUAGUUUGCCUGAUAGGUAGUGAUAUGGAAACAACAAAAACUAGAACAAUCCGUUAUGCGCAUUACCUGCGAAACAUCUUUCCUACUAAUGAUGUGAGUGUGUUGGAGCUCGCAGCAAAAACAAUGGGCCGUCUGGCAGGGAGCCUAGGCAUUAAAAGGGCUGAGUAUUUAGAGACUGAAAUCAAAAGGUCCUUUGAGUGGUUGUCUGAGGAAAGGAGUGAAGGCAAAAGAUUGUCCGCUGUUAUCAUUCUGAAGGAACUGGGUAUUGCUAUGCCAUCAUACUUUUACCAGCAAAUCAAUGGCUUCUUCACACACAUCAUUAUAGCUCUUAGAGAUCCUAAAGAACAAAUUAGAGAAGCUGCAGCGAAAGCUUUACGUGCUGCCUUAGUUGUGACUGCACAGAGAGAGACUCCUGAACAAAAUGUUAAAUUAAGAUGGUAUUCUGAGUGUUAUGAGGAAGCCAUGUCCUCUUUUUCUGAUCAACUAUCUAGAGAAAAGGGUCUAAGCAGAGAUGACCAUGUACAUGGAGCAUUACUGAUAUUGAAUGAACUAUUGAGGUGUUCAAAUUCAGAAUGGGAGAAAAAAUACACAAUGUUGAUGCAAAAAUUGGAUGCAGAUCAAGAUGUCUCUGAUGAGAUAUCUUCAGUCAAUGUAAAAAUGCAGCACUCAUGGUCCUCUCAACAUUUCACAGAAGAUAAAAGUCAAACAACCAUUUAUGAAUCUACUAUUUGCAAGAAAUUUAUAUCAGAGAAAUAUGAAAGGAUUUGCUCAGAAGUGAUGGCACAACAGAUCUCCAGGUCUCACAGUGUCCAUCAAAUGCUACUUCUCAUGAUCCCUCGUUUAGCAGCAUUUAAUAGAGAGGUAUUUGUAAAAAAACACCUACAGUCCACCACAAACCAUUUGAUUACUUUUCUGCGAGGUCGGGAAAAAGAAAAAGCCAUGGCAUUCACAACUUUAGGGCUGAUUUGUGUUGCCGUAGAAGAGGACAUACAGCAAUACUUAAAUAGAAUCAUCGAAAUCAUUAAAGCCACUUUACCAGCCAAAGAAACUCCAAAAAAGCGCAAUGGAUCUGACACUCCUCUGUUCAAUUGUGUUACACUGUUAGCAUUUGCCAUGAGAGAGAACGUUGCCAAUGAAGUGAAAGAUUUGCUCGACUCAAUGUGUGCAACAGGUUUAAGUCCACAACUUACUACCUGUCUCAAAGAACUUAGCCAGAAUGUGCCAACUUUAAAAAAUGACAUCACUAAUAGACUUUUAAAUAUGCUGUCAUUAAUAUUGAGAAAGAAACCUUAUGCACCUCACUGUGAUGAACAACAAAUUGUCCAAAUGCUGUCUUCAGCUUUACUAGAGCCACAUGAUGCAAACAAACUAGUAUUAGCACUUAGAACACUUGGUUCCUUUGAUUUUGAAUGGAAUAAUACUCUAAUGUCGUUUAUAAGACGUUGCACUGAUCAUUAUUUGCUCAGUGAACAACAAGAUAUACGGAUUGAGGCAGUUAAAACUUCGUCUAAGUUGCUUAUAAAAGCUAUUGAAAGAUGCGCACAGACAAACUCAAGAACUUUGAACUUGUUAAGUGAUGAAUCACUUGGAAAACUUUUGUCCGUUGGGAGAUCAGAUUUCGACCACGAAGUUCGUUAUAAAGUGUUUGAAAUAUUUACAAAUCCAAUAUUUGAUAAAUAUUUGGCUGUUGAAGAACACUUAAGUUGUUUGUUUGUAGCAAUAAAUGAUUCAAACAGUGAUGUCAGCGAAUUGGCACUUUGUGUAUUCGGCAGGCUGAGCAACAUAAAUCCGAGCUACACAACUCCAAAUCUACGUCAGUUGUUCAUACAAAUUCUUAUUGAACUGCAGCACUCUGAAUCCAAUCGUACAAAAGAACAAUCAUUGCGUAUGGUGAACAACAUCAUAUCACACGCACCAAGGAUAACAAGACAAUUUGUUAACACCAUCUUGAAGGUAUUGGUGCCAAAAUUGAAAGAAGAAGAGGCGAAUCCUACCAUGGUGUCGUCCAUUUUGAAAACUAUUGGGGAUUUGGCGGAAGUGAAUGGAGGAGGAAACGCUUUAAGCCCAUGGCUUCAACCAAUAAUAUCAACCCAAUUAGAAAUUCUUUCGGAUCCUAAUCAACUAGAGAAAAGAAGUGUGGCGUUGUGGUCUUUUGGACAAGUAAUCGGCGCCACCGGACACGUGGUCGCACCUUACAUGGAAUAUCCUCAUCUUAUGGAGACACUACUAAGCCUUUUAAAAUCUGAGCAGCAAAUGAGAGACAGGCGUGAAAUAAUUCGGAUUCUGGGACUGCUAGGAGCAUUAGAUCCCUAUAAACACAAAGUUAACCAAGGGUUCAUUGAUUUUCAAACUGUGUCUACCUUGAUCCCAAUAUCGGAUUCACCAAGUAACGAUGCUUUUGAUGUCAUGUUAGUUAACAUGUCGCCUUUAGUGCUUGACGAGUUUUAUCCUGCAAUAGUCUUGACAUCCCUGAUGCGCAUUUUCCGCGAUCCGUUAUUGGCGCAACAUCACGCCACUGUGAUUCAUUCUGUUACUUUUAUUUUUCACUCAUUGGGUAUCAAAUGUGUGCCUUACAUUUGCCGGGUCACACCAACUCUUUUGCAAACUAUACGUAGCACAGACAAUAGUAAUUUCCGUGAGUUCCUGCUCACUCAGUUGGCUCAGUUAAUUUCCGUAGUCAAAAUUCACAUCCGCAAUUAUCUGGAGGAUAUAUUUGACCUCAUUAAAGAAUACUGGACUCCCAAUAGCUCGCUUCAACCGACUCUGAUUAUGCUUGUAGAACAUAUUACAGUAGCUGUAGGUACCGAAAUCAAAGUAUAUCUGCGUAAGAUAUUGCCGAAUAUAUUACGUGUCCUCAAAUAUGACCGCAGUAAGGACAAGUUCUUGACUGAAAAAUUACUUUUGACUAUUCAAAAAUUUGAAAACAAUUUAGACGACGUUUUACUAUCAAUUGUACCAGCAAUCACGGGGUUGUUUGAUGGAAGGAAUAUUCCAGCUACUGUGUCUAAGUUAGCAAUGGAAACUAUUGAACACCUCUCUAUGCAUUUGUAUUUCAAACCUUACUCAGCUGUUAUCAUACAAGCUCUAGCAAAAGUUUUGGAUAACAAUCCCGCUUUAAGACAGACUGCUAUGAAUACACUGUGUGCCUUGGUGGUGCAACUAGGACGGGAAUACAUCGAUUACAUCCCUUCUGUGGAGCGAUUGAUGAUAAAACAUAAGAUUCAAUGUCCAAACUACAUGGUUUUAGUAGCAAGGCUACAAGUAAUUUCCACCCUGGCUAGUGACGAUGACUACCUUGAUGAAACACGUUUGCAAUUACGAAAUCAAAAGAAAAAUAUGAUGGCUGCCGAUACGCAAAUGAUUCAAAAGUUGACUGUCAAUGUUCAAAAUCUACGUAAAUGCUGGUCUGUACAUAAUUUAAUAUCAAAGGAAGAUUGGCUAGAGUGGCUGCGACAGCUCAGCGUGGCUUUUAUUACGGAGUCAAACAGUCCAGCUAUCAGAGCUUGUUCAAGCCUAUCUCAAAAUUACCCUCAACUAGCCCGUGACCUUUUCAAUGCUGCAUUCAUGUCGUGUUGGACGGAAUUAGAUGAGAUCUCAAGAAAGGAACUAGUAUCCGCUCUUGAGAAAGCCCUGAAAAUACCUGACGCUUCUGAGCUUUCUCUAGCAAUUUUGAACUUGGCUGAAUUCUUGGAGCACUGUGAAAAGGGAGUAUUGCCUAUUUCUAUCAAGCUAUUGGGCGAUACCGCAAUAAUCUGCAGAGCUUACGCUAAAGCUCUUUAUUACAAGGAAGAGGAAUACAAGAGAAAUCCGACUACUCAAGUGGUAGAAGCUUUAAUACAUAUAAAUAAUAAACUUCAACAAAAGGAAGCAGCUAACGGCUUACUGGAGAAAAUAAUCAAUCAAAACAAAAGCGGCGAUUGUUCAUUCAACGUUCACGUACGCUGGUACGAGAAACUGCACAACUGGGAGCAAGCACUAGAUCUCUAUAACAAAAAGCUAGAGGUCGAACCUCAGGAUAGCACGUCGAGACUUGGACAAAUGAGAUGUUUAGAAGCUAUGGGUGAAUGGAGAAAACUGUAUAAUACAACCAUAGAUAACUGGGACAACUUUUCUGAGGAUUUAAAGGUGAAAUCAGCUAAAAUAGCCGCGGCGUCUUCUUGGGGCCUUCAAGAGUGGGAUUCUAUGAAAAAAUUUGUUGAGGCUGUUCCCGAAGAUACGCAAGAAGGCGCUUUUUACAGAGCCUUAAUUGUUAUUCACGAAGGACAUUGGCCAGAGUCUAGGCAUUAUAUCGACACAGCGAGAAAUUUAUUGGACGCAGAGCUAUCAGCAAUCGUCGGAGAGAGUUACCAAAGGGCAUACAGUUCAUUAGUUAGUGCUCAACUGCUGACAGAGUUGGAAGAAGUGGUAACUUACAAGCUUGUAGAGGAACGAAGGAAUAUCAUCAAGAAAACGUGGUGGUCUCGUCUUCAAGGAGGUCAAAGGCUGGUUGAGGACUGGAGGAAAAUGUUGCAGAUUCGCAGUUUGGUUAUUACUCCCCGAGAAGAUUUUCAAUCGUGGUUAAAAUUCGCUUCUUUAUGUCGCAAAACGGGUGCCAUAAGUCAAGCUCAUAAGGUUGUUAUAUCUAUUUUGGGUUGCGAUCCUGUUACGAACCCGGAUAUUUUAUUACGAUUGCAAGAACCUCGAUUGAUAUUGGCUUACUGCAAAAACUUAUGGGAUGCAGGGAACAAACGAUAUGCAUACGACGUCCUUCAGAGAUUCGUUGAAAACUCCGACCCAGAUAAUGAAGAACAGUGCCGAUUACUAGCCCGUUGUCAUUUAAAACUCGGUUCAUGGUGUGAAGCUCUUCAAGAAAUCAACGAGCUCUCUAUACCAGAAAUACUGCGAAAUUAUGCAGCAGCCGCGAUUCUUGCUCCAGAGUGGUAUAAAGCAUGUCACGCUUGGGCCUGUAUGAAUUUCGAAACAGUCUUGUUCUAUAAACAACAGGAUAACAUUUCUGAGAGCAGUGUCGCGGGAGGUUCGGGAGAAAAGAAAGUGUCACGGGCGGAUUUCAUAAAUACACACACUAUACCCGCUAUAGAAGGAUUCUUUAAAUCUAUUAGCUUGUCUAAUGGAAGCGCGCUACAAGACACGCUGAGACUAUUGACUUUAUGGUUCGAUCAUGGUCACCACCCGGUUGUUUACGACGCGUUAUUUGAAGGCAUUCGCCAAAUCGAUGUGAAGAUAUGGCUUCAAGUGAUUCCGCAGUUGAUUGCCAGGAUAGAUUCGCCUAGGAGUUUGGUUGCCAAGCUUGUGCAUAUUCUCUUGAUCGAUAUAAGUAAACUUCAUCCGCAAGCGCUAGUCUACCCAUUGACGGUGGCCACCAAAUCUUCAUUUGUGACAAGGAAAAGCGCUGCCAAUUAUAUUUUGAAAACAAUGUGUACGCAUUCACAAAAUCUGGUCAACGAAGCUGCGGUUAUAUCAGACGAGUUAAUCAAGGUGGCUAUUUUAUGGCACGAUCAAGUCUUUAUUGCUUUGGAUGAAGCAUCCAGAUUAUAUUUCAGUGAAAAAGAUUAUCGUGGUAUGUUUAAAACUUUGGAAAAAAUGCACACAAUGUUGGAGCAACCACCAGAGACGCUGAAAGAGGUUUCCUUCCUGCAAAUGUAUGGCAGAGAUUUGCAAGAAGCGCAGCGAUGGUGCGAGCUGUACAAGGAGAGUGCUGACGAUAGGUAUCUGAACGAAGCCUGGGAUCUCUACUAUCACGUGUUCCGACGUAUUGCCUCUCAGUUCCGUUCUCUUACGUCGUUGGAGUUGCAGUAUGUGAGCAAAAGACUUCAUAUGUGUAAAGAUUUUGAGUUGGCUGUGCCAGGUUCUUACGUACCCAAUGAGAAGGUCAUAAGGAUAUCUCAUAUACAUGGUCAAUUGCAGGUAAUAAAAUCAAAACAACGCCCGCGUCGCCUUACCAUUCAAGGUUCAGACGGAAAGCAAUAUAUGUUUCUUCUCAAGGGCCACGAAGACCUCAGACAAGACGAGCGUGUCAUGCAAUUAUUUGGCCUGGUCAACACUUUACUACAGACAGAUACAAACACUUACAGACACGAUUUAGCAAUACAGAGGUAUGCUGUAAUACCUCUAUCGCCAAAUUCUGGACUCAUAGGCUGGGUCCCACAGUGUGAUACUCUGUACAAUUUGAUCAGUGAUUAUCGCGACAAGAAGACCAAUAAAAUGGCCUUAAAUACAGAGCAGCAAAUUAUGUUGAAAAUGGCAUCUGAAUAUCAGAAGUUAAUGCUGAAACAUAAGGUUGAAGUAUUUGAAUAUACACUAUCACAGACACCAGGCAACGACUUGGCUCGACUGCUUUGGUUGAAAAGUCCUUCGGCGGAAGCAUGGUUCGAGCGUCGCACCAACUACACACGCUCUCUAGCAGUCAUGUCUAUGGUGGGGUAUAUACUCGGGCUCGGUGACCGCCAUCCUUCGAACAUCAUGCUACAUAGAGUCACCGGGAAAGUCCUGCAUAUUGACUUUGGAGAUUGUUUCGAGGUGACCCAAACUAGAGAAAAAUUCCCUGAAAAGAUCCCGUUCCGUUUGACUAGAAUGCUGAUUAAUGCUAUGGAGGUAACCGGCAUCGAAGGCACAUAUCGCUUCAACUGCGAAUCAGUAAUGCACGUUCUCCAUAAACACAGAGACAGCGUGAUGGCCGUCCUCGAGGCGUUCGUCUACGACCCUCUUCUCAAUUGGCGUUUGGUCGAUAACGAACGACAUUCGCUUACAGAAUCCUCAUUUUCUUCAGACAUCGAUUCCUCGUACACUCUUCCCAGUAGAAGCAGAAACCAGUUGCAUUAUGAGUCAUUAGAAAUACCUCCAGAAACAAACCUCAACAAGCGAGCUUUGGCUAUACUAAACAGAAUAAGAGAUAAGUUGACAGGUCGUGAUUUCCCGCAGAUAGAAGCGGUUGUAAGCGUCCCGAAGCAAGUAGACUUGUUAAUAAAACAAGCGACCAACAACGAGAAUUUGUGUCAAUGUUAUAUUGGAUGGUGUCCGUUUUGGUAACACUUAACGAGUUCAUGACAUAUUUACCAUUAUGUAACAUGGACUAAAUAACUCAAGUGGACUGCUAAUCGUCAUACUGCAGAUCAUAGCUCUUGAAAAGGUCAAAAUUCCAUCUAAAAUCUGGAUGGCGCUGAUGAAUAGCCUCGAAGUAUGAUCUUCAAUGUGAAAUAUCGACCCCUCCUACGUGAAGUAUGGUAUGUCGAAAUUGCCAAGUU
Molecule: messenger RNA, 7575 nt
Organism: Hyposmocoma kahamanoa
Lineage: Eukaryota; Metazoa; Arthropoda; Insecta; Lepidoptera; Cosmopterigidae
Gene: TOR1
Product: serine/threonine-protein kinase Tor-like
Exons: 11
Coding region: 116-7360 (2414 amino acids)
Biological process (GO): protein phosphorylation; negative regulation of macroautophagy; TOR signaling
Cellular component (GO): TORC1 complex; nucleus; TORC2 complex
Molecular function (GO): protein binding; protein-containing complex binding; protein serine/threonine kinase activity
Source: RefSeq, a predicted model, not a curated record